AUGGAUGAUAUCACAGAUUAUGCAAGUAGUUUUGGUUGGGUAGUGGACAGUGCCAUAAGGAGUGACACUGGCUCAAAUUUGGGAGCAUCCCCAGCCCCUGAAGUAGUUUUGCUUCAUUUUGCUUUGGUAGAGGACAAUGGCAUGAUGAGGAGUAAUACUGGUGGUGGAGCAGAUUUGGAAGCAUCCUCUGUGCGUGGUUUUGCUUCUGCAGUGGACGUGAGGAGUGCCGCAGAGUCAAAUGUGAUGGAAUAUGAUGUUGAGGGUAAAAGAGAUGGAAAUGUAAAUAACUGUUGA
Molecule: messenger RNA, 294 nt
Organism: Sphenostylis stenocarpa
Lineage: Eukaryota; Viridiplantae; Streptophyta; Magnoliopsida; Fabales; Fabaceae
Source: the annotation of a GenBank genome assembly